GUACUUUCCGUUUGGGAUCAUCUUCCUGGUGGCGGGGAAGAUCCUGGACAUGCAGGACCCGAGCACGCUGGGGAGGAAGCUGGGCUGGUACGGCAUCACGGUGCUCGCCGGGCUCUUCGUCCACGGACUCAUCCUCCUCCCUUUCUUCUACUUCAUCCUAACCAGGAAGAACCCCUUCUCCUACAUCCGCGGGCUGCUGCAGGCCAUGGUGAUCGCCCUGGCCACCUCCUCCAGCUCUGCCACUCUGCCCAUCACCAUGAAGUGUUUGUUGGAAAACUGCCACGUCGACCGGCAGAUCGCGCGGUUCGUCCUCCCUGUGGGCGCCACCAUCAACAUGGACGGCACAGCGCUGUACGAGGCCGUGGCGGCCAUCUUUAUCGCUCAGGUUAAUGACUACGAGCUGGACUUCGGCCAGUUGGUCACCAUCAGCAUCACAGCCACAGCCGCUAGCAUCGGUGCAGCGGGGAUUCCUCAGGCCGGUCUGGUUACCAUGGUGAUCGUACUGACAUCCGUGGGCCUGCCGCCAGAUGACAUCACACUCAUCGUGGCCAUCGACUGGAUCCUCGACAGGUUUCGGACCAUGAUCAACGUUCUGGGCGACGCUCUGGCGGCGGGAAUCAUCGGCCACCUCUGUCGGAAAGAUUUCCCCCUCAGUGAAGCAGGAAAAAAUGUACCGUCCUACGGCACUCAGACUCCUCACAACAACUCCCACAGCGUAGACGUGCCAAUGACGGAGAUCCACACGCACAAAGACUGCAUGUUCGACUCACCGGGCGAGAAGCAAGCGCACACCGUCUACUACAACAUCUGCCAGGUGUGAUCGGAGGUGACGGAGCUGCCCGCCCCAAAACCACCGCUGAAGCCCGGGAGAGUCCGGUCAAAUCUCAGCGUGCCAUCUGAGCAGGAGCGUUAGGACGAGACGGACUUUGUGGUAACAGAGCAGCAAUCUUCUUAACAGGACGGGAGAGGAACAGGAACCGUGGUUUAUUUGGCCAAAAGUGGAUCGGAGCUUCUCGUGGAGCUUCGUUCUCCUGCUCGCUGACGACAAAGAGAACAAAAGCUCCACGGGCACGAGGAUCAGGACGCCAUUUUAAUGAUAACUCGCAAGCUAGCUGGAAUUUUCGAAAUUGAGACUAUUGCUAUGUAUCGAGCAAAGAAAUCCAGCAGCAUCUCUGCUUGUCAGUGAAAAGGUGCCUGAUCUGCACCAGAGGAUUAUGGGUACACGACGCCCUCCUGGGAGCACCUGCACAG
Messenger RNA from Micropterus dolomieu (smallmouth bass), 1251 nucleotides. Its product is annotated as excitatory amino acid transporter 5-like. The transcript has 5 exons. Gene Ontology annotation, molecular function: L-glutamate transmembrane transporter activity; glutamate:sodium symporter activity; neutral L-amino acid transmembrane transporter activity. NCBI's taxonomy places the organism in Eukaryota, Metazoa, Chordata, Actinopteri, Centrarchiformes, Centrarchidae. The record is from RefSeq and is a predicted model, not a curated record. Gene Ontology annotation, biological process: L-glutamate transmembrane transport. Gene Ontology annotation, cellular component: plasma membrane. The annotation marks the transcript as partial.